CCCGCUAUUUGUACAAAAAUUAAUAAUAACAUACGCAGGAGAUUUGUUUACGUAAAAGUUUCAAGAUAAUAUUUUAUCCUAUUGGAUAUUGCAAAAGAUGUAGAUAGAUAAUUGUAAUGGGUUACUUGAAAUACAUAGAGGUAAACAAUUUUAAAUCUUAUAAGGGAAAACAGAUAAUAGGUCCACUGAAACCUUUUACUGCUAUAAUCGGACCAAAUGGAUCUGGAAAAUCUAACUUCAUGGAUGCUAUCAGCUUUGUGCUGGGAGAAAAAACAUCUAGCCUUAGGGUAAAGAAGCUUGGGGAUCUAAUUCAUGGUGCUCCUAUAGGAGCCCCUGUCUCGACUCGAGCAAGUGUUACUGCUGUUUAUGGAGAAACUGAUGGCACAGAGAUCAGUUUUUCAAGACUUGUAACUGGAUCUUCAUCAGAAUACCGGAUUGACAACAAAGUUGUAAGCCAUCAAGAAUAUGCUAGCAAACUGGAGACUCUUGGCAUAAAUGUUAAAGCCAAGAACUUUCUGGUGUUUCAAGGUGCCGUUGAGUCUAUUGCCAUGAAGAAUCCUAAGGAGCGAACAGGCUUAUUUGAGGAAAUUUCUCGCUCAGUCGAGCAUAAAGAGGAAUAUGAACAACUAAGAACUGAAAUGAUGAAAGCAGAAGAAGACACACAGUUCACAUACCAGAAGAAGAAAGGAAUUGCUGCAGAGAAAAAAGAAGCUCGACUUGAAAAGGAGGAAGCAGAAAAAUAUCAACGUCUCAAAGAAGAGUUGCUUCAGAAGAAAGUUCAGUGGCAGCUUUUCAAACUGUAUCACAAUGAGAGAGAUAUUGAACAAUUAGCUGAGGAUCUAGCUCAAAAGAAUAAGGAGUUGGAACGAGUCAGUAGAAAGCGGGAAAGAAUUGAGGAAGAGAUUAAAGAAAAGAAGAAAGAAAAUGGAAAACUUACAAGAGAGCUGACUAAAAUUGAACAACAAAUAAGAGAAGCUGAAAUAGAAUUAAGCAAAAAGAGACCAGCAUAUAUCAAAGCCAAAGAGAGGACAGCCCAUAUGCAGAAAAAACUGGAAUCUGCAAAAAAAUCAUUGAAAGCUGCAAAAAAGGUUCAUGAAGCUCAUGAAGGGGAGAUUAAAGAGUUGGAAAAUGAACUGAAAGAAGUAGAAGCAAGACAGGAGGAGUUUGAAGAGCAGCUUGCCCAGGAAUCAGAGUCUCAGGGUCGAGAUCUCACUCUUGAAGAAUCUCAGGUUCAAGAAUAUAACAGCCUGAAAGAAGAAGCUGGAAAAUUGUCCUCUAGGUAUCUUCAAGAACUUGACUCUGUAAACAGAGAACAAAAAUCUGAUCAAGAUCGUCAUGAUAAUGAGCUUCGAAAAAAAGCUGAAAUGGAGGCUAAAGUCAAACAGAAACGAUCAGAGUUAGAAGAGAAUGUUCGUCGAGUAGAAAAGUUAAAUGAAUAUAUCAGGACAAGUGAGCAGGCUCUCUCGGAUCUAAUGAAACAGGAAGAAGGAUUUGGAGAAGAAGUACAAGAUGCCAAAAAGCGUGUUGCUGAAAUCAAUGAUGAGCUUGAAUCUAUCAUGAUUGAAUUAGGUGAUGCUAAGGUGGACAAACAUGAAGAUUCACGUCGGAAAAAGAAGGCAGAAAUUGUUGAUCAUUUCAAACGUUUGUUUCCAGGAGUAUAUGAUCGUCUUGUUAACAUGUGUCAGCCCAUUCACAAGCGAUAUAAUGUAGCCAUCACUAAGGUACUUGGAAGGAACAUGGAAGCCAUUGUGGUAGACACAGAGCGUACAGCUCGAUCUUGUAUUAAGUAUUUAAAAGAACAGAUGUUGGAAGCUGAGACAUUUCUUCCACUUGACUACAUUGAUGCCAAGCCUUUAAAGGAGAGACUAAGAAACAUCCAGUCUCCUCGGAAUGUUAAGCUUCUCUAUGAUGUUCUUCAGUAUGAUCCUCCUGCUAUCAAGCGAGCAGUGUUGUAUGCUACCAACAAUGCUCUUGUCUCUGAGACUGCAGAAGAUGCUUCAAAAGUUGCAUAUGAAUUGGGUGAUGGAAAACGAUAUGAUGCUGUGGCUUUAGAUGGUACAUACUAUCAGAAGAAUGGAUUUAUCUCGGGAGGCAGCACAGACCUUGCCAAACGAGCUCGGCGAUGGGAUGAAAAAGCUCUGCACAACCUCAAGUAUCGAAAAGAAAAACUAACAGAAGAGUUGAAAGAGAUGGUGAAAAAAACUAGGAAGGAGUCAGACUUGAACACCAUCCAGUCACAGAUACGGGGGCUUGAGACUCGUCUCAAGUACUCAAUCACAGACAAAGAAAAUACAGAAAAACGUGUUAUAUCAAACCUGCAAAAAGAAAUUUCUGUACUUGAGAAAGAGAUGGAAAAGUUUGAUCCCAAGAUUCAGUCUGUAGAGUGGAGAAUGAAAGAAAGAGAAGUUCAAAUUGCUGAAGUGAAGGAAGCCAUGAACACAGUAGAAGACCGAGUCUUUGCUGACUUCUGUCACACUAUUGGAGUAGAAAAUAUAAGGCAAUAUGAAGAAAGAGAGUUGCGAGCAACUCAAGAAAGGGACAAGAGAAGACUAGAAUUUGAGAACCAGAAAAAUAGGAUUAUUAAUCGAUUGGAGUAUGAACGCUCCAAAGACACAAAUGAAAAUGUCAACAAAUGGACUAAAACUGUAACAGAUGAUGAGAAAGAACUAGAAAAACUAAAGGAAGCUGAAUCAAAACAAAUGCAGCUAAUUGAUGAGGAAAUGCAGAACCUGGACAGAUUAAAAACCUCUAAGAUCACAAAGAAGACAGAGGUUGAUGGAAUGGAAGAUGCAAUGACAGAAGUACGUAAACGGUUGACAGCCAUGCAGAAAGAAAUAACCAGUGUUCAGAAGGUUGUGACUGGACUGGAGACUCGACUAGAGCAGAAGAAGGCAGACAGACACAGUCAUCUCCAAGCUUGUAAGCUUGAAGACAUUAUCAUUCCCAUGAAGAGAGGAAGUAUGAAGGACAUUGACCAAGAUGCAUCACAGCAGGAUGAAUCUACAGAUAUCUCUGGGAGUCAUAAUACACAGAGAAUCUAUGAAAAGGAAACAAAAAUCCAGAUUGACUACAUUGAUUUGGCAGAUGAGCUGAAAGAUUUAGACUCUCAUGAAGAAGUUAAAAAAGAAGGUGAUCAUCUUCAAAAAGAAAUUUCUGAUAUGGAGACUCAUCUUCAGAGAAUACAGGCACCUAAUAUGAGAGCCAUGGAGAAAUUAGAUGGAGUUCGGGAACGACUGAGAUUAACUGAUAGUGAGUUUGAAAGUGCUAGAAAAAGAGCCAAAAAAGCAAAACAAGUUUUUGAAAAAGUGAAGAGGGAGCGUUAUGACAAAUUCAUGAGUUGUUUUGACCAUGUCUCUAAUAAGAUUGAUGACAUUUAUAAGGCACUGACUAACAACCAGAGUGCCCAAGCUUUUCUUGGACCAGAGAACCCAGAGGAACCAUACCUAGAAGGUAUUAACUAUAAUUGUGUGGCCCCUGGUAAACGGUUUCAGCCAAUGAGUAACCUUUCUGGUGGUGAAAAAACAGUAGCAGCUUUGGCUUUACUCUUUGCCAUCCACAGUUAUCAACCAGCUCCAUUUUUUGUGUUAGAUGAAAUUGAUGCUGCACUGGACAACACAAAUAUUGGCAAAGUUGCUAGGUUUAUCCGAGAACAAACUGAAACGUCCUUCCAAUGUGUAGUUAUAUCCCUGAAAGAAGAAUUCUAUGGUCAUGCAGAUGCUCUUGUAGGAAUUGUCCCAGAUCCUGGAGAAUGUACCAUCAGUCGUGUUCUCACCUUGGAUCUCACAGAGUACCAGGAGUGAAUUCUAACCUAGCAGUGUUCUUUCUUUUAUAUCUAUGUAUAUGUACAUUAUGAAACUGUGAAGUUGUUUCAUUUUAUUUUUACCUAUACUUUGUAUUGUUUUUAAUCAGAUUUUAAUUGGAGGAGAAGAAUAACAAUGUUUUUGUUUUGUUUUAACUUUACAGUUUUAUUCUAUAAAUUAAAAUAAAAACUGUUCGAGCAGUUGCAAAGCAACGCAUUAAUUGUAUCUGAUCAGGGGUUAAUUCUUGUAUUUAUUAAAUCUUUUUUAAGUGUGAUAUAGGCAUAAUGUAAGAAAAGUCUGAAUUUUUUUCUGCUCAGGCAAUCGUGAUAUUGUUCCAUCUGUUAAGUGGUUCAGGCUACCUAGUGAAACCUAUAAAACCUGUAUUUUUAAUUUUUUUUACAAUAUAUCAAAAAAUUUUAGAAACCUAUAGAUUUGAAAACAAACCUAUACUUUUACCCAAAACAGAUUGCUGCAAAAUAUUUGAUACUCUAGUCAAUAUAGUAUUAUAAUUAUCCUAUACAGGCAUAUGGAAAUCUAACAAUAUUGCAGAAUUUCUGAAAUGAAGGAAUUUCAGACUUUAUUAUCAGCAUUAUCAUAGUAAAGUCUGUCAUCACACACAAAGUGAUAAAUUUAUUCAUGGAAAUUUUAGAGGUGAGUAUAGAAAUUCACAUUUAGUGUUAGUCAAAAACAAAUUGUUUACAUAUAUAUUCAACUCUAUAUUUUGGUUUGUGAAACCAUAAUUUUCUCUAUAUUUUUAGAGAGAGGAAACUUUAAAAAAAUCUUUAUUUUUGCAUUGGCCUGUUUUUAUAUCUGAACUAUCUUAAAGUCUUAGAAAGUUUGUUUCAAAUUUAUUAAAGAAAUGAACUACAGAUUGUAAAAAAUAUAAUAAUAAGGCUAAAUCUAAAAUUGUAAGUUACAAAAUACAUUCAUUCUUAAAUGCAAAAAUGUUAAUCAGAAUUUUUUAACCACUUUAACUAACAUAAGUUUAGAAAAAUGUCAUUGAAUUGGAUCUCAUUUAAUUGAAGUUUCUUCAUAUUUGUUACUAAGAAAUGGCUUGUUUUAUUGAAAAAUAUUUUUUUCUUGGUUUUCAGCAUUGUUGUGAUAGUCUGUGUUGGAUAUUUAUUAUAUGUAAGUAAACAUACUGGUAGAAAGUGUAAUAUGUAUUGAGAAGUUUUUCCAGUGUUUUAAUGUAUUUAUUAUUCAUGGUGUCCAAGCUACAUUAACAGGUUCACUGCCAUGUGCCCCACUGGUGGGUCAGAACCAACUUUUAGUUAUGGGCCGCAUAACACACUGGUGGAUCACAUAUUACAAGUGGCUUCAAUGAGCUAAUUAAUAUUAGUAUAGUUACCCAUAUAAAUAUUAGACACCUGGGUUAAGUAAAAAAGAAAAGUGUGGUUGGUACUAGGAUAGGGAUUAUUAAUACUACUAAUGGCAGUGAACGAAUGUAUUGAACAAAGAAUUUGUUUUCUGUGUUCUAUGUUUCUAUAUAGGCUCUAUUCUGUGGUACUUAGAAGUAUUAAUCAUGUCACUGGCAGCUGUGAAACUCCAUUGUUAAAGAUUGUUUUGUUUCUAAAUCAUUGAAAUUUUACAGAUGGUUAUAGAAAGUUUCCUUUAUUAUUAGUCGAUUAUAAGUUAUUUAUAUGUAUUUAACUCUGUAUUUUGGUUUUUGAAACUACAAUUUUCUCUAUA
Limulus polyphemus (Atlantic horseshoe crab) is the source of this 5489-nucleotide messenger RNA. It is a transcript of the gene SMC1, whose product is annotated as structural maintenance of chromosomes protein 1A-like. Gene Ontology annotation, cellular component: chromosome; nucleus; cohesin complex. Gene Ontology annotation, biological process: sister chromatid cohesion. The record is from RefSeq and is a predicted model, not a curated record. NCBI's taxonomy places the organism in Eukaryota, Metazoa, Arthropoda, Merostomata, Xiphosura, Limulidae. Gene Ontology annotation, molecular function: ATP binding; protein binding; DNA binding. Bases 117 to 3800 code for a protein of 1227 amino acids. The transcript has 27 exons.